This is a messenger RNA of Mugil cephalus (flathead mullet), 3338 nucleotides long. RefSeq names its product torsin family 4, member Aa (gene tor4aa). The record is from RefSeq and is a predicted model, not a curated record. Gene Ontology annotation, molecular function: ATP hydrolysis activity; ATP binding. The transcript is spliced from 3 exons. The coding region runs from base 376 to 1695 and encodes 439 amino acids. Gene Ontology annotation, cellular component: nuclear envelope; endoplasmic reticulum lumen. NCBI's taxonomy places the organism in Eukaryota, Metazoa, Chordata, Actinopteri, Mugiliformes, Mugilidae.
GUGACGCCCACAAAAACUUCCACCUGGAGAAAGGUGAGAAGUCCUUGGACUGGAUUUGUGGCUUUUUUUUUUAAAAAAAGAAAAGACCAAAUGAAAGCUGAGAGCUGCUCGAUGAACUCGAUGUGGUGGGACGUGUCAAACCUCGAGAAAAAGCAGCAGCAGCAGCAAGAGGAAGAAAGAGGAGGAGCCAGCAGAUGGUCUAGAACAGGAUUUAGAGGUAAGAUCAGUCAGAUAGGAGGUCUCUCUUCUUCCUGAGCUGAGCCGUUUGCUGUGCGGGGCUUUUAUCUGCUUUCUACAUUCCAACAAACUAUGGACUAAACCUCUGCACCCGUUAUUUCUGCCCAGGACACGUUUUCACACACAUUUUCUUUUAAGAUGAGCGACCAGGAGAGCAGCACCUCCUCCUCCCAGACGGAGGGAGAGUUUGAAGGAGAGAUGGAUGAGGAGCAGGACAGAGGGAUGGAGGAGGAGGAUAGAAACGAGAAGGGCCGAGGCAGCCCGGUGCCGAGUCUGUCCAACUUCUCGUCCUCCCUUCGCGCCGUCCUUCGCAUCAAACACAAGUACCAGGCCAUUAAGAAGCGGCGGCAGGAGAUGGCGCUGACGGUGGGAGGGUCCGGGGUCCUCAUGGGGGCGCCGGUGCGCACCAGCCCCAAGAUCUUCACCUUCGACGGCCUCACCCCCAGCCCCUUCUCCGCCCUGUCGGCCCCCGUCCCCCAGAAGAAGAAGAGGAGGAGGAGGAAGCGAGUGCUGUUCCCCAACGGAGGAGGAUGCAGGGCGCCGCCCAAGCAGGAGCACAGCCGGGCCAAGUACUGCCUCUACCUGCUCUUCGCCAUCGUCUUCAUCCAGGUGUACAACGCCAUAGAGAACCUGGACGACCACGUCCUCCGAUAUGACCUGGAGGGGCUGGAGAAGACCCUGCGGAGGGAGGUGUUCGGCCAGCAGGGGGCGGUGGAGGAUCUUCUGUCCCACCUGAAGGACUACCUGUCCACGUACGUCCACAACAAGCCCCUGGUGGUGUCCCUGCACGGCCCCAGCGGCGUGGGCAAGAGCCACCUGGGACGCCUCCUGGCGGGACACUUCCGCUCGGUGGUGGGCGAGACGCUGGUGCUGCAGUACUACGUCCUCCACCACUGCCCCCAGGAGGCCGACGCCCUGCGCUGCGCCUCCGACCUGGCCGCCAUCAUCUCGGAGAUGGUGGAGCGCGCCGAGGAGGAGGAGAAGAUCCCGCUCUUCAUCUUCGACGAGGCCGAGCACAUGCACGGCGAGAUCCUGGACGCGCUGUGGCAGCUGGUGGCGUCCAAGCAGUCCAACGAGUACCUGAACGCCGUCUACCUGUUCCUGAGCAACCUGGGCCACGGGCACAUCACCAAGCACAUGCUGCACAACUCCUCGAGUAUUUCCACGGCGUCCGGGCGCCACAGCAACCUGGUGAAAGAGCUGAUGCCCAUAUUACGCGCCACCCUGGAGGAGCUCCACCCGCUGUGGACGGAGGCGGAGCUCCUGCCGCUCGGCCUCCUGGAGAAAGGCCACGUCAUGGAGUGCUUCCUGGACGAAAUGGCCCGAGAGGGCUUCUACCCGGACCACACCAACAUAGAGCGCCUGGCGGGGGAGGUGGAGUACUACCCCGCCGUCGGCGACCACGAAUACUCGCAGACCGGCUGCAAGCAGGUGGUGGCGAAGGUGAACAUGCUGUGAGGAAACGCUCACGUCAUCGACGUUCUUUUGUAAACAUGAAGAAAGAAGUUUGUGACGAAACUUGAAUGACUCAACUCGUUGCCGAAGCUUUCAGCAGAAGUUUUUUGCAAGAAAAAAAAAACACAGAAGCGAUGUGGGAACGAUGGACCUGAAAGGGUCGGUUCACCCGAAAAACACCUGAGUCCACGCGUCCAGGUUUAGAGGAAUUUAACUUAUAGUAAUUUAUAGCAGAGGAUGAAUCCCAGGAGCUUCAACCUCAAACAUUUUACGCUGCAUCACAAACAAGUCGAGCUCGUCUCAUUAACCCUCCAUCGUUUCCUCCGGGUGGUUGAUGGGACAGCGGGAUCUUUAUGAACCAAUCAGAGCUCAGGACAUGAGUUUGAGUAAAUACUGCACGAUGUGAUAUGUCAUUUUAAUGUCAGUAAUCCUCAGAGGAUGAUGUUCCUUUCAUUUUUUUUAUUUUAGCCGUGCUGUGAGGUUAGCAUUUAUGAUUCUGAGCGAAAUAUCUAAAAACAACAAAAAAAAUUAAAUAUUAAAUUUAUUUCUGUUAGUAAAAUGUUUAGCUCAUGCUAGCGUUUAGCUCAAAUCCAAACACCAGGAUGUUUUCUGUUGCUCUAGACUGUUUCUGUGUCUUACGUUAGCAUGUUAGCUCAAAUCCCCACCACAGCUACAUGUCGCUACCGUGUCCUAGCUUCUGUUUAAAUGUCCAAUCAAAAUCAGACUGAAAUGGGAAAAAUAUUGUCUGUGAGGUGAAGAUGAAGCUAAUGCCAUUCACUAAUAAACGUUAGCUUAGCAUUCACAUAAAGAACAAGAAAUAAGUCAAAAACAUAACUAAUGUUCAUUAAACUAGAAACUCUCAUUGGUUAGUUUUGGUUUCUUAUGUUAGCAUUUAGCUUAGCUGCAUGCUGCUAGCCUUUGUUUAAAUGUAAUUUUCCCAAAAAUUUCAGUUUCUGUCUUUACAUCCAAACAGAUUAGAAAUUAAUUUUAGAAGAUGAAUGUACAAAACUUCACCACAUACACAACAGUUCAGAUCUGCAUGGUGACUAUGAAGAAGUCAUGGGCUGAUUAGCUUAGCUUUUUUUUGUUUGUUUUGUUUUGUUUUUUGUGAUUCGGGUGAACUGAUCCUUUAUCCUCGUCCAGAUAAAACUAAAGUCACAUCCACUAAACCCGGCAGCUCCGCCACAUGUGAAAGCUGAUGAAGAAAACAGACGUAUGUGAUACAAGAAAAGGGGAAAUAUGAACCUUAAAGAUAAGAUAAUGAUCUUAUGAUCUAAUUCUCGGUUUAACACGAUCAGAUAGUCGUCAGAGAGUGUUAUCUUUUAGUAACUGCCAGUGUCAGGUCUGCAGACGAAGCUGAAGCUACUUCGUCUUUAGCUCGUAGACGGUGAAUCUUAGGACACGUGGGAAUGUUUAUUUAUUACAGAGAGAGGUUUUUUACCUGAAGGUGCUCAGUGUUCACAUCCAAAGACACGAACCAACCCUGGACUUGCACUGGCGAAGAAUCUCACGAGAACGUGUUUAGUUACGAUGUUUAGGUUCAUCUCUCCUUUUUUUUUUCUUUUUUUUAUAUAUAUAAAUAUAAAUAUAAAUGUCAAUUUUAUUUGUCAUGUGCCUUGGAAUUAAAGACACAAUUUAAACACUGA